Molecule: messenger RNA, 2064 nt
Organism: Oncorhynchus gorbuscha (pink salmon)
Lineage: Eukaryota; Metazoa; Chordata; Actinopteri; Salmoniformes; Salmonidae
Source: RefSeq, a predicted model, not a curated record
ACAUGAACUAUUGACAUGAUUAGGCUGUGUGUGAUGAUGCCUUGGCGUGUGCAGUAGUAGGCCUAGAUAUAAAUUAUGACAUUAGAAAACAGACAGAUGGGUUCGUAGCCUACUGUUCUGGCUGUGCUGCAAUUGACAGUUGUUGAUUGUCUGGAAUUAAUAAAAAUAAACACUCUUAUAAAUAAGUGCAUCUAGAACUUGGAGGAAUCCUGAAAACGGAGAAAAAAAACGUCUCGUACCAAUUCCGUCAUCUUCGGAGAUCACCGGGAGCUCGCACCGAAUAUCCGCUGCCCCGCCUCCCCUCUCCUCUCCCGGUCAGCUCGAGACCAACGGAAACAUCAUUGGCUUGUCCGGCUGAUCCACACGCGAGAAACGGAUCUCGGAGACAUACAUACAUUUGAUUUGUUACAACGUAUCUGGAAGUGUGAGAGCAUUCCUCCCCAGCUGAUCCAGACGGAAGUCUCCGACUCAGAGGCUUUAACAUUCAGCGGUGACCAGACAAGGGGACACGGUGUUAUUGGUAAAUACCGUCUGGAAUUAAUCCCGUGGAUUAUCCGUGGGUGUCUUUAGUGGAGACACGGCCCGGUGUCCCCACCGCCUGUCUGUCUCCCGGUCGGUCGGGUGGAUCUGCCGUGGUAGGACUGUCAUGAGCCCGGGCUGGGAAUGGCAUCCUCUCCCAGUGUUUGUAAGAAGGUCGGGCCGGUGGAGGAGGAGAACGGAGAACCGGAUCUUUCUCUACAAGAGAUGUUGAAGGCGAUAGCCGACGAACGGAACCGUCUUACUGUCAGACAAGAAACUAGUGGACUUGGGUGUUUUAAGGACGACCGCAUCGUGUUCUGGACAUGGAUGUUCUCCACGUACUUCAUGGAGAAGCUGUCGCCGCGGGAACAGGACGACAUGUUGUUUUACGUCCGCAGGAAGCUGUCAUACGUCAGCCCCGACCAAUCAGAGGGCAAGAAGGUAGAUGUGGAGGUGUACAGGAGAGACUCUAGGAAGCUUCCAGGUUUAGGAGAACCUGACAUCGACUGGGAGGAGAGUGUUUACCUGAAUCUGAUCUUAAUGAAGCUGGACUAUGUGGUGACGUGUGCCGUCUGCACGCGCUCAGACGCAGGAGACAUCCACAUUCACAGGAAGAAGUCUCAGCAAGUGUAUGCGUCGCCAAGUAAACACGCCAUGGACAGUAAAGGGGAGGAGUCUAAGAUGAGCUACCCCAACAUCUUCUUCAUGAUUGACAACUUUGAGGAGGUGUUCUGUGACAUGACGGUAGGCGAGGGGGAGAUGGUGUGUGUGGAGUUGGUAGCCAGUGAUAAGAGCAACACGUUCCAAGGAGUCGUCUUCCAAGGUUCCAUCCGCUACGAAGCUCUGAAGAAGGUUUACGACAACAGGGUGAGUGUGGCAGCGAAGAUGGCCCAGCGCAUGUCGUUCGGCUUCUACAAGUACAACAACAUGGAGUUUGUCAGGAUGAAGGGGCCGCAGGGCAAAGGUCACGCUGAGAUGGCGGUCAGCCGGGUCCCGACCGGAGACAUCCCCUGCGGCACAGAGGAGGACCUGGACUCACCCCUACACGAGAGGGUGACGUCGUUCAGCACCCCUCCCACCCCGGAGAGGAACCGCCCCUCGUUCUUCUCCCCUUCUCUCCGUCGGAAGGUCCCCAGGAACCGUAUCACUGAGAUGAAGAAGAGUCACUCAGCCAACGAUAGUGAAGAGUUCUUCAGGGAAGAGGACGACGAGGGUAAUGAUAUUUUAUACCCAAACACCACGUGUUGUGUCCAGACCCCCAGGUCGGUCCCUAUCACCUCAGGUCCAGACCCACUGACCGUACCAGGAGUCUUCCCUAUCACCUCAGGUCCAGACCCCCACCCAUCAGUCCCUAUCACCUCAGGUCCAGACCCCACACCAUCAGGUCCCUAUCACCUCAGGUCCAGACCCAAACUAUCAGUCCCUAUCACCUCAGGUCCAGACUAUCACCUCAGGUCCAGACCCCCCACCAUCAGGUCCAGACCCACACACCAUCAGUCACUAUCACCUCAGGUCCAGACCCACACCCCUACCAUCAGUCCCUAA